CGGGCGGCGAUGGCGGCGGACGGGGACUGGCAGGAAUUCUAUGAGUUCCAGGAACCGGCCCGGAGCCUCCUGGACCAGGAGAACUGUAACACUAGCCCCGAAGACGGGGCAGGGGCGGGUGGGGAAGGCGACGACUUCCCGGCGCUGGCCUGCAGCUUGGAGGAGAAGCUGAGCCUGUGUUUCCGCCCCUCGGGUCCGGGCGCCGAGCCCCCGAGGGCGGUGGUGCGGCCCAUCACCGAGCACAGCCUCUUGCAGGGGGAUGAGAUUUGGAAUGCCCUGACAGACAAUUAUGGAAAUGUAAUGCCUGUGGACUGGAAGUCAUCCCAUACCAGAACCUUGCAUUUGCUUACUCUGAACCUCUCAGAAAAAGGGGUAAGUGACGGUUUGCUCCUCGAUACAUCAGAUGACGAGGACCUGAGAGAACAGCUGGACAUGCAUUCAAUCAUCGUCUCCUGCGUCAGCCACGAGCCCCUCUUCACUGCAGACCAGGUUAUUGAAGAAAUUGAAGAAAUGAUGCAGGAAUCACCAGACCCAGAAGAUGAUGAAACCGCCAUACAGUCUGAUCGGCUUUCAAUGCUUUCCCAGGAAAUUCAAACCCUUAAGAGAUCUAGUACAAGCAGUUAUGAAGAGAGAGUAAAAAGGCUCUCAGUGUCUGAAUUAAAUGAACUUCUGGAAGAAAUUGAGAUCUCCAUUAAGGAUUACUCUGAAGAGCUGGUGCAGCAGUUAGCCCUGCGAGAUGAACUUGAGUUUGAAAAGGAAGUGAAAAACAGCUUUAUUUCUGUUCUUAUAGAAGUGCAAAACAAACAGAAAGAGCACAAAGAAACGGCCAAAAAGAAAAAGAAGCUCAAAAAUGGCAGCUCUCAGAAUGGCAAGACUGAGAGAAGUCAAACGCCCAGCACACGCUUCAGCGUGGAAGGGAUCUCAAAUGUCAUUCAGAAUGGCCUCCGCCACACCUUUGGAAAUUCAGGUGGAGAGAAACAGGUGCUCGGUUAUCCUUAUUUUCCUCAUUCUCUGCUUUUUGAUUCUCCGUUACUUGACUACAGUCAUUCCUUAUGAGAAGAAAAAUGGACCGCCAUCUGUUGAAGAUCUUCAGAUAUUAACAAAAAUUCUCCGUGCCAUGAAGGAGGAUAGUGAGAAAGUUCCGAGCUUGUUAACUGAUUAUAUACUGAAGGUUCUGUGUCCUACAUAGCACUGCAUCACUUCAGGAGCAGGUUUAUCUUCCGUGGACUACAGCUAGAUUUCCUACAGCAUUAUUCUGAAAGCUGGCUACCAUUACUUUCUGGUUAUUGGAAAUGCAGCACACUUGAACUUGGGUUUGUGGUUCAGUAUUAAAAUAUCACAACUACACUAAUUCAUUGUAUAGUAGAACCAAGAGAAAUACAGCACUAUUUUGAAUUCUAAUGAUUGAUUUUAACUCUCGACAAUUAUGAACUUUUCUCUUAGUAGAAUAAGGGGCGUAAUACUAAUUGUGUGUGUACAGUUAGAUUUUUCUUUAACUGACAUUAUACUUAUUUGAGUUUAUAUAGCUUUGUAGAUCUCAAGUGCACUGAAGAGCAAGAUUGAAGCACUGAUUUUACUAUAGCUAUUCUUCAGUGGUGGCAAGAACUAACCCUAAUUUUAAAAGAGAAUUGUCAGUUUAAGUGUUACCCAUCAGUAUUGUGCAGAGACUGAGCUUGACAACCUUGGGCUGUUCUUGAAGUGAAACCACAAUAUGCAUUACUUGAGCUUAAUACUUAAGUGAACAUUGAAAAACUGCUGGAGAUGACUGACUGUUAGCCUCCGAUUGUCACCAUUAUUCAAAUUUUAACCAUUAAGUUGCUAUUCACUUUCAGAAUUUCGGAUUGUUUAACUUUAGAUGUUGAAAUGUUUUCUCCUGUCCGUGAAGAAGCGUACUUUAAAAGGAGUUUGUAUCCUUCAAGGUGCUGAAGAAACUGUAUCUGCAGCAUUGUCCAUUUCCUAUCAUUAUUGUGCUACAUUUUAUCCAUGCCUGAGUAUUUUCCUAAGGUACUAAUUCUAGAAACAGCUACCCAUGUAUACCUCACUGGUUCCAAUCAAGUCAGUGUCAUUUAAUAAAUGUAAAAAAAAAAAAGUAAUAUAUGCUUGAAAGCCUUGAGUUUAUACUGUAAUUUUUCUAAUGAAAUUUCUUUCAUUGUGGUACUUUCCCUUACUAGUCUAUGCAGAAUCCAUCACUGCAGUCUGUUAGCUGGUGAAACCCCGAAAUGCCCCGUGGAGCCAAGGAGCGGGUAGAAGACUUUUCCAGACUGUGCCAAGCUGCUGUGGAAUGAUAGAAGUCCUGUUCAUUUUCUGGGGCUGCGAGAAAUUCCAAACAGCUCUGGCAGCCCCCCUCCCUUAUGUAACAGAAGAGUGUAGAAAGAGUAGGUAUGGGACCUGCUCUCAAGGGGCUUUUAAAACUCCACGUCAACAUCUGUGUGCACACAGAGGUUCCUAUUGCUCACUCCACUCAGUAACUGGACACAGUGACUGCAGAGGCUGGUAGCUCGCCUUGAAGCCGAACACCAGCUUAGCAUUUCAUCUGGAAUCUAGUGAUAUGGAGAACUUGAGAUGGUUUCCUUUUUUUAUUAAUGUCUUCUUUGCCAGAGAAAAGGUGGAAGUUAUUUUCCCCUUUCCCUUGAAUUGAUGAAUAUGCUUACUUAUGCAAUAAUAUAAACUAAUUUGAUCUGUAUUUGUAACAAUUUUGCCUUGUAUCUAAAGAAUUGCAGCUUUGGAGGACAUACAAUAUAGUAACAAGAUAAUUUUUAAAGUGAUUCAACAGUGGUCUGUUUAUAGCUCAUUCUUAAUUUGAUGCUCCUUAGGUGUAUGAAAUACACAUAUCUUCCCCUGUCCAAUCAGAGUCCCCUUGUGAUUAGGUUCCCCUCUAUGUCAGAUGGCUUGGGAAACUCUUUCUUCUUCAGCAGGAAACUGCUGGGUUUUCCCACCGAAACCCCUCUCCUGUGCAUGAGGAAUUAGUUCUGACACUAAUUUAAUGAGGUGCACCCUUCUGACUUGUGACUGAUGGCAGGUGACACUUGGAGAAAGACCUGCUUUCUGAGCGAAGAUGAGGGUUCCUGUGCCACUGGAGGCUCAUCAGACUGACAGCCUUAAGACAGCUAGAGCGUCAACAAAACUAUGAACAACCAACAAUAUAACAGAACAAAGCAACAACAAACAAUGAAGUAUAGCCCCUGGAAACUCCUGGUGUCCUUCACCCUCCUUCGUGCCACACCGCUGUAAGAAAAGCUCCAGUGCUCACAUCAAGAAUUGACUUAGAUCUUGUUCAUUUGCUGACUCUGCUAGUAACCGGCUGAUUGGCUUGGAAGAAAACAAAAGCAGCAGGAAGUAUAACUGUAUAUAUCCCUAAUAACCCGCUUUAGAGAAAUUUUGCUAUUGCCUUUCCCUUACUUCCUCACUGCCUACUGCAGUUAUGACUGUACAGAAAAUUAACUUGUGGCUUUAGACCUGGGAUGGCUAUUAAAAGAUUCUGAAGUGCCCGUCUGAUGGUUCUAAGGUGGCUACAGCAGCUGGACCAAGAGGCCUUUUCGUUUCCUGCUCACUCAGGACUGAGCUUUGCAGCAACCAGUGCAGUCUUCAGAGCAACAGGAAAAAAUACCCUCUGGCUGCUGGGCCAUUGAACUGCUUUUAUUCUACCGGAUUUCUCCCCGAGCCAAGCUGACCAAUUUGUCUUCCCAACAACACCCUCCCACCCAUUUGCCCAACCAAACUCACUGUUCCCACCCCCAAAUACCUCUACAGCUAUAUUACAAGCAAAUAUAUCUGAGCAACUUUUAAAAACUUUGGUUCUAAGAAAACACUUGGUCAGUUAUCUUGAGGAAAAGUGGGAAUGCCUGUUCUGCACACUGCUGUAGACAGAGCCCAUCCCAGUGAGUUCUUAGCGUUGUACAUCAAGUCACAAUCCAAUACAAUCCACUAAGCAAGUGCACAAAUUCUAGUUUACUUUUAAGAGCAGAUGCAGUUGUCUUCUGUCUUUUAAAACCUCAUCCAAACUGGCUUUCUUCACACUGUUUGGUAGAAAUUGUCUGCCUGUAGAUGGUUCUGUUUUUGCAUGCUGUAGAAGCCACUGAAUCUUGCAUCUGGUUCAGCAAUUCUUGGCAUUCUCUGGGAACUGUCCACCUGGACUCUAGUUCCUUUCUUGCAGUCCACAGAUACCAGCUGAUUAUUUAAGGAAGAAGGCUAUUUAAUGGGAAGAAGAACCACAAAGAAUUAGCUGCUUUACUUAUCCAAAAUUAACAGAAGCUAAUUUUAAUAAAUUUUAGUACCUAAUUUAAAUGAGGUAAUGGCUACACAACACCCCUGUGGCUGGACUAUGAGAAACACUACAUUCUAUUCUAGCACCAACUGUACUAGGAAGAAUACUGGCAAAUUGCAUUUAAAGUAAACCAUGUCAAACAGGGAAUAGGUGAAAGAAUGAAAAAAUGAUUCAGAAAGUGACAUAACUAUUUUCAAAUCUUUGUGCUUAAGAGAGGUGAAGAAUGAGAGGAAAUUAUCAGGUAGGCAGAUUUUAAAAUAAUGGGGUGACUUCUAGAAAUCACUCAGGCCCUGUAACAGUGUCACAGGUUGGGCAAGCCUGUCAGUCAUCACACACUUCUCUCAGUUUAGGCCAGUGGGGACCACAUCUUGCUCAGCUCUGUUCUGACCCUGCAUAUAUCCAGCAUGGAGCCUGGGCCCAAUGCAGAUUUGUUGAAAGAAAACAGUUUGCUGCAGAGGCAGGAAAACCACCUGGCAGGAAUUUUACACAGAAGGAUUACACUAGAUGGUGAACUGGAUUAAAUAAUUAUUAAGGUUGUUUCCCACUCCUCAGGAUGCAUUUACACAUGCAAAGGGUAGAAUGAAGGUUGGAAGGAGUUAUGACUUCCUUUCCUCAAUCAAUAUAGAUCUUAAAAUACAGGCUCUUUGUAUUUGUGAUCUUUAACAAAUAACGUAUUCUUUCUCCCUCAAUAUGAAACCUGCCUCUACCUUGUCUAGUACUGUUUUAUUUCAAUUUUUGCUUUAUUUCUGCUUGCCUUUGAACUUCUGUAUGUACACAUUAUCUUCUAGCUCUUGUGCCCUCGCCUAAGUAUCAUUCCCCUUCUCUUGUGAUUUCUUUUCUCUCUCAAUUCUAAAUUGACAGAUGAUUGAGGAAUACCAGGUGAUCAAGUUUUAAUUUCUAAUAUUAACAAUGAUAUAGGAAUCAAUCCAGAAGUAUUUGUUCAUUUGAAGACUUUAAAGUAAAUCCACUGGAUCUGUGAAAGGUCAAGAUUCUGGAUAAUUCACCCAGUGACUGGUCCAGUCCUGGGCAAAGUACUAAGCCUAAUGUAUAUCUGAGGCUAUGAAGAGCCAUGUAAAGAUUUUACUGAUAGGAAAACCUAUCCAGAAGGAAAGACUGUGGGAAGAUGCAAGCAGAAGCUCCAGGAAUCAGCCUCUCCAACAAAACAAGCAGAAACUAGCAGAAACUGUCUGACUUAACCACACUGAAGCUCCGGAGUAUCCAGGUAGGAGCAGGAGGAAGAAGCUGGUCAACUGUGACAAGGACUGGUGGGUUCCACCCUCCUGCAGUGCUCCCCCUGCCUCAUGGCAGGCAGCAGUGGGCACUGAGGCUUGAGCUCCUGGUGCAGCUUCCUGGUGCCAGGGUGGGACACAACUAGUCUUCCAAAUUCCCAGAGUGUGAUCUGAUCCCACAGCCCUACUUUUGAUCAGCUACUUCAGAUCUCUGGGGGAAUGGCUCUGAGGGCAACCAGUGUUCCAAACCCUCUUGGCCAAAGGCUGAAGAGGAAUCUUAAAGAUGGUAGUACUGUUCCUCAAAACUUUGGAAAACAGUUAAAAGGGCUGCAUUAACUGGGCAAAUGUUGAAUUAAGAAAACUCAGCUUCAAAAGCCAAAGAAGAAGCUUCUGGAGCCCUUGCUGGCCCUCUCCACCCCCCAAGCCCUCCACACACAGCUUGCACUCUUGUAGGUCCUUGGCACUAUUCCAGAGGGAGCCGAGUGGCCCCGAUGUGCACAUUGGGGUGCAUGUAUGUCAGCGCCAAUCUAUCAGGAGGAAGUCUGAGAAACUGAGCCUCGGAAGUUGUCUCAGGCUCACCCUCCCAGAGUUUGUCCUGAGGGUACAGAAGCCACUUGCACAGUAUGACAAAGCUGAAGCAGCCUGGAGCACGACUACCUAUAUCAGGUCACUCAGCUCCCAGGAGAGGGGAGGAGUUCUGUUUCAAAGGGAGCAGAGGACCCUUUCACUCAAACUCCAGUAAACUGUACACAGGGAAUUCCCAAGGCCUCGAGCAAGCACAAGCCCAGGAAAAGAAUCGGGCUUCCAGAUUCAGGCAGGCUCAGGUAAGACAGAGAGGACCCUGUUCUUCCCAGUUGCCCUGGGCUGACCAUCUUGACAGGAAGGCUAAGCUCUGAAGCAGACCAUCAGCCAAUGAAGGGCCAAGUUGCAAAGCCAGUGAAAGGUGUUUCUGGCUUGGUUUGUUUUGAUUAGCUCCUGGCAUUCAAGAGAACUUCUGUCAUAGCAAUAGCUAGAUUAAACUUAAGGGACAGCCCAGGGACUACAUAAUUCCCAGAGUCAAAAUAACAAAAGAUUACAUGACAAAGAAACAGGAAAUUAUAGCCUAUCCAAAGGAACAAAAUAAAAAUCUAGAAACCGUCAAUGAAGAGGACCAGAUUUUGGACUUACCUGAUGGAGGUUUUUUCAAAAAUGAUCCUCAAUAUGCUUAAGGAGAUUAAAAAAAAAAACAUGGAGAAUGAACUAAAGGAUAUGAAGAAAACAAUGAAUGAACAAUACAGGAAUCUCUCCAGAGAAAUACUGGAGUUGCAGAACACAGUAAGUAAAAUGAAAAAUUCCCUAGAUGGUUUCAACAGCAGACUGGAGGUGGCAGAAGAAAUAACUGGUGAACUCAAAAAAUAGACAACUGAAAUGUUUCAGGCUGAGGGGCAAAAAGAUAAUAAAAAAGAACUAACAGAGCCCAAGAGACCUGUGGGACACAAUUAAGCGUACCAAUAUAUACAUUAUGGGAGUCCCAGAAGGAGAAGAAAGAGAGGAAGAAACAGUCAAAGAAGUAAUAGCAGAAAACUUCCCAAAUUUAACAAAGACAUGAAUAUGCACAGUCAAGAAGCCCAGUGAACCUUCCAAAAUUGAAGAGGUGGGAACACUCCCUAAAUCCUUCUAUAAGGCUAACAUCACCCUCAUACCAAAGCCAGAUAAAGAUACCACAAGAAAAGAAAACUUACAGACCAAUAUCCUUUAUGAAUAUACAUGCAGAAAUCCUCAACUAAAUACUAGCAAGCUGAAUACAACAGCACAUGAAAGGAAUUAUACACCCUGAUCAAGUGGGAUAUAUUCCAGAUAUGCAAGGGUGGUUAAAAAUAAAUAAACCACAUUAACAGAACAAAGGGCAAAAACCAUAUGGUCAUGUCAACUGAUACAGAAAAUGCAGUAUCCCUUCCCGAUAAAGACGGAAACUUCCUCAACAUGUCAAAGGGGAUAUAGGAAAAACCCACAGCUAACAUCAUACUCAACGGUGAAAGACUGAAAGCUUUCCCUCUAAGAUCAGGAACCAGACAAGAAUGCCCACUAU
This is a messenger RNA of Choloepus didactylus (southern two-toed sloth), 7561 nucleotides long. RefSeq names its product fasciculation and elongation protein zeta 2 (gene FEZ2). Bases 10 to 1056 code for a protein of 348 amino acids. Lineage: Eukaryota; Metazoa; Chordata; Mammalia; Pilosa; Megalonychidae. Gene Ontology annotation, cellular component: cytoplasm; axon. The record is from RefSeq and is a predicted model, not a curated record. The transcript has 10 exons.